Molecule: messenger RNA, 4333 nt
Organism: Punica granatum (pomegranate)
Lineage: Eukaryota; Viridiplantae; Streptophyta; Magnoliopsida; Myrtales; Lythraceae
Source: RefSeq, a predicted model, not a curated record
AACUUCGGCUGCUCUAAUGGCUGCAUAAACCCUACUGCUCAACUCUACACAUCUCCUCGGCUCCAUCACUGCACCGUCUCAGCUCUCUCUCUCUUUCCACAGCCAUGGAGGGCGUUGAGUUCGACGCUCUACCUCCUACCUACGACCUCACCGGAGAUGCUCCCGAUUUCUGCGACUCAGUCCUCGCCCGUUUCGGGAAUUCGCGUCAGGAGGACCACCAGCGCCUCUGCGCCGUGAUCGGCGCCAUGUCGCAGGAACUCAGGGACCAGAACCUCCCGCGCACCCCGGUCGCCUACUUCGGCGCCACCUGCUCCUCCCUCGACCGCCUCCUUUCCGCCUCCCUUCCCGAGCCGCACGUCGUCUCCUCGCUCCUCACUCUAUUGUCCAUGCUCUUGCCCAGUGUUUCAGCUGCUAUCCUUAAAAAGAAGAGAGUGUUCCUGUCGGGAACUCUCAUGAAGGCUCUUCAAUGCGAUUCUUUAUCCCCUGCGGCCAUUUCCUUCGGGUUGAAAUGCGUUUCCCACUUAAUCGUUGCCGGAGGCGAUGGGAAUUGGUCCGAGGUAUCUCAAUUGUACGGAGUUUUGCUCCGGUGUAUGACGGAUUCGAGCCCAAAGGUGAGAAGGCAGUCACACUCAAGCCUUCGUGAUGUUCUGCAAAAUCUCCAUAGAACAUCAUCUGUGGUUCCUGCAAGUGAAGGAAUCACAAACACGUUCGAGAGAUUUCUUCUCCUGGCAGGCGGGUCUAAGUCAGAUGCUACGGAAGAACCAAAAGGAGCUCAGGAGGUCCUUUAUGUUCUCGAUGCACUUAAGGAGUGUCUCCCCUAUAUGUCGUUGAAGUACACAAAUGCAAUGCUCAAGUACUUCAAGACUCUCUUAGAACUUCACAAACCCCUCAUAACAAGGCGCAUCACUGACAGUUUGAGCGUUCUUUGUCUCUACCCAGCUUCCGAAGUGUCCCCUGAAGGACUACUAGAUUUGUUAUGUUCUUUAGCUCAUUCAGUGUCCUCAGGGGAAACAUCUGUGGAUGCACUGACUUUCACAGCUAGAUUACUCGAUUCAGGGAUGAAGAAAGUAUAUUCUCUGAAUAGACAAGUAUGUGUCGUCAAGCUUCCCACAAUGGUCAAUACUCUUCGGGAUAUUCUUGGAUCUGAGCAUGAGGAGGCCAUAUUUGCUGCCACCGAAGCAUUCAAGAAUCUCAUUAAUGCCUGCAUAGAUGAUAAUCUGGUCAGGCAGGGAGUUGAUCAGAUAAGGGUGAAUAUGGACGAUGGAGGGAGGAGGUCUGGACCAACUAUCGUCGAGAGGAUUUGUGCUACUGUUGAGAGUUUGCUGGACUAUCAAUUCAGUGCCAUCUGGGACAUGGCCUUUCAAGUUGUCUCCACUACUUUUGACAAACUAGGGAGUCAUUCUGCUUAUUUAAUGAGAGGUACCCUUAAGAGCUUUGCUGAUCUGCAGAAGCUGCCUGACGAAGAUUUUCCAUACAGAAAGCAGCUGCACGAAUGUGUUGGAUCAGCCCUUGUUGCUAUGGGACCUGAAACUUUUCUAAGCCUUCUACCCCUCAACUUGGAAGCUGAUGACCUAUCUGAGGUAAAUGUCUGGCUGUUUCCCAUUCUGAAACAGCACACAAUUGGUGCCCAUUUGAGCUACUUCACAGAAUCAGUUCUGGGUUCAGUGCGUCUAAUAAGGCAGAAAGCUCAAAAGCUUGAAAAACAAGGGCAUAUAUUUUUAUCGAGGAUUGCAGAUGCCCUUGUAUAUUCUCUAUGGUCAUUGCUGCCAUCAUUUUGCAACUAUGCAGUGGAUACUGCUGAAACUUUUAAUGAGCUGAAGACGCCACUUUGUAUUGCUCUGGAUGAAGAACCCGAUGUUCGUGGUAUAAUAUGUUCCAGCUUACAGCUUCUCAUAGAGCAAAAUAAGAGUGUUCUGGAAGGGCAUGAACCUCUGUCUGCUGAGAUUGGCCUUUCCAGAGCGAGGGCUAUGUCUCGUUACAAUAUGCAGGUCACUACUGAUAAUUUGGAUGUACUGAGGUCAUCUGCCUGUGAUUUUUUCCCCAUCAUGUCUCGUGUAUUUCUGAAGUCUUCAAAAGAUGAUGGGGGUUGCUUGCAGUCUACAAUUGGGGCAUUUUCUUCCAUAGCAGAUAAAGGAGUAGUGUCAAGGUUAUUUAUUAGUACAAUGAAGAAGUCAUUAAAAAUCACUGAAGGAUCUGUAAAAAGGCGCAGCUCAGGCAAUGCAAGUGCUAUGGACACUAAGGAUUCAUCAAAAGAAAGUUCACCAUCUUUUGCAAGGGCGAAGCUUAUUGACCUGGCGGUUUCUCUUUUGCCAGGUUUGAAUGAAGGGGAGAUUAGUCUUCUGCUUAAGGCUCUACAGUCUGUAUUGAAGGAUAAGGAUGAAGGUCUAAUCCAAAAGAAAGCAUACAAGGCUCUUUGGAUCAUUCUGAAGAAUUGUGAAGGAAUUCUACUCUCAAAGCUCAAGGAGUUACUAGACUUCAUGGUCGAAGUGAGGACUGAAUGUCAUUUUUCAGCGAGGCGUCACAGGCUUGAAUGCUUAUACUUUCUAAUUGUCGGUUCCUCUAAGGAUGUUUCUGAGAACAGAAGAUGGGAAACAAUUGGCUUCUUGUUGGCUGAUAUAAUAGUGGCACUGAAAGAUGCCAAUAAGAAAACAAGAAAUAGAGCCUAUGAUAUACUUGUUGAAAUCGGUCAUGCAUGUGGGGAUGAAGAGAGAGGCGGCAGAAAGGAGAAUUUGCUUCAACUCUUUAAUGAGAUAGCGGCAAAUUUGACCAGUGGAAUUCCGCAUAUGAUCAGUGCUGCUGUGAAAGGCUUGGCCCGCUUAACUUAUGAAUUCUCUGAUCUCAUUUCAUCGGCGUUCACUGUCCUCCCAAGCACACUUCACCUCAUUCAAGUAGAGAAGAACAAAGAGAUAAUUAAAGCAAAUUUCGGUCUACUGAAAGUACUUGUUGCAAAAUCUCAACCUGAUGGGUUGCAAAUGAACUUGGAAAGUAUGGUGGCAGGCCUGCUUAAGUGGCAGGAUGACAACAAAAACCAUUUCAAAUCAAAGAUCAAAGUCCUGCUGGAGAUGCUCAUCAAGAAAUGUGGUCUUGAUGCUGUGAAGGCUGUGAUGCCCAAUGAACACAUUAAGCUGCUUACUUAUGUUAGAAAGAUCAAGGAGCGGAAAGAGAGGAAGCGAUCCACUAAUUCUGAAGAAAGCAGAUCUCAACAUUCUAAAGCAACCACUUCUAGGCUAAGCAGAUGGAAUCAUUCCAAGAUAUUCUCUGAUUCUGGUGAUGAAGAAACUGAAGAUAAUGACACCGACUACAUGGACGCUGAGGCUGUUACAAGCAGACAGAGCAAGGCUUCUUCUCUGCCUUUGAAGUCAAAAGCUGCUGCUUCGUCAAGGUCAAAGAGAUUGCGAGGCGUGAAGAGCCUGCCAGAAGACUUGCUAGACCAGCUAGAGGAAGAGCCACUUGACCUGCUUGAUCGUCAGAGAACAAGGUCGGCCCUCAAAUCCACAAAUCAACUCAAACGGAAGGCAGAAUCGGAUGAUGAAAUGGAAAUAGACUCCGAAGGCCGGCUGGUCAUUCGAGAGGGAGGAGAGAGGUCGAGGAGAAGAGCCUCAUCACCUUCUGAACCUGCCUCUGACACAAACAGCGAAGCUGCCUUUAGCCACCUCUCGACUGGCUCAUCGAAGAAGGGCCAGCAGAAGAGAAGGAAGACAUCAGAGUCGGGUUGGGCCUACACCGGUAGCGAGUAUGUGAGCAAGAAGGCCAAGGGAGACGUGAAGAGGAAGGACAAGCUCGAGCCUUAUGCCUACUGGCCGCUUGACCGGAAGAUGAUGAGCCGGAGGCCCGAGCAUCGGGCAGCAGCCAGGAAGGGGAUAGCGAGUGUGGUGAGGAUGACGAAAAUGCUUGAGGGAAAGAGUGCCUCGAGUGUUCUUGCACUCAAGGGCCGGACAAAGAUGAAGAAGAGUUCAAGGAAAGGUAGCCAAAAGAAAGCAAAAUGAGGUAAACAGUGGAUUGUUGCUAGAUGAGAGAUUAUGGGGUACAUGACAAUGUACGGGAAAUGUAGCUUUAUACAGAAACAAUUUUGAAGAGUCUUUGGCUUAGUAGUUUGCGGUGCGAUUUCAUGUAUAGGUUAUGAAUUUUUCUGGCGUCUGGAGAUGGUAUGGACGUGCAAUUCUUAAGUUGGGGGAGGGAUUUAGAGGAACGAAAGAAUUUAUUUCGAAAUGAUUUAUUUACCUUUCGUCUUGGGUUGGGUGGUGAGUUCCUAAGGAUUAAGUUAUACAAUGUAAACUAUUUUAUAUUGGUUUAGUUAUGAAAUGCGACGGAAGAGUGCGUUUGAUUGGAACUA